Messenger RNA from Chelonus insularis, 1302 nucleotides. Its product is annotated as phosducin-like protein. The record is from RefSeq and is a predicted model, not a curated record. Gene Ontology annotation, biological process: regulation of G protein-coupled receptor signaling pathway. Bases 357 to 1184 code for a protein of 275 amino acids. Lineage: Eukaryota; Metazoa; Arthropoda; Insecta; Hymenoptera; Braconidae. The transcript has 3 exons.
AAGAGAAAACUCAAUAAUGAAAAUUUCCUCUGUUAUACCGAUGUGACAGCUAAAGUUUGCAUCAGAAAAGCUGAGAGGGCUAAAUUUAUUGUUUGCCAAUUUUUAUCAAAUCUAAUCUUCUAAUCUUAGAGUUUUCGGUAGUUUAUGUUGGAAAAGUAGAAUAUAGGUAGAUUAGGGAGGAUCAGUUUCAUACAAAAACAUGCAUAACUUGACAGUUCUUUUUGUUUGUUAGAUCAGAAUAUUAUACAAUCUUCUUUUGGAGUAUUGAUUGUUACUUAUCAUAAAUAUUUGCACAAUAGUGAAUAAAUUUUUUUUAUAUUACGAGUUCUAACAAUUUUUGUUAUUACUAAUAAAUCAUGAGUACGUUAGAAGAUAAAAUAUUAGGUGAAAAGAAAGAAUAUUAUUGUAGUUCAAGUGAAGAUGAAGACGAUAGCCAUGACGAUUCAGAAAUAGAAGAAAAUGCAAAUGCUGAUUUACAAAAUAUUUCAUGUUCUGAAAUGAAUAAUAUUGAUACAUGGAAUGGGACUUGUAGUAAUACUGGACCAAAAGGUGUCCUUCAUGAUUGGAAGAAAUUUAAACAAUUGGAGUCUGAAAAGAAGGCUCAGAAUGACGAGCAAUAUUUGAAACUAUUGAAAAAAUUUAGUAUGUCUUGUAAGAGCUCAUUAGAUGAAGAGAAAGAGAAAAAUAAUGACGAGGAAUUGGAUGAGUUCCUUGAAGAUGAAUUCUUGGUUGAAUAUCAGAGACAGAGAAUGAAAGAAAUGCUGUCUAAAGUACAAAAAUUUAAAUUUGGCACUGUAAUUAAUUUAAACAAUGCUGAUGAGUUUCUAAAAGCUAUUGAUGAUGAAGAUAAAUCUGUAACUGUAGUAGUCCAUAUUUAUGAACCAAAAAUUCCUGGUUGUGAUGCCAUGAACGGUUGUUUAAUAACCUUAGCUGAGGAAUAUCCUCAUGUAAAAUUUUGUAAAAUACUUGGAUCUGUAGUCGGUUUGAGUAAACAUUUUAAAAAAGAAGGAGUUCCAGCUAUUCUUGUAUAUAAAAAUGGCCAAGUAAUUGGUAAUUAUGUUCACGUCACCGAUACUCUAGGAACGGAUUUCUAUGUAUCAGAUGUUGAAAACUUUCUCCUUGAAAACGGAAUAAUAAUAGAUAAAAAUAAUAUUCCUAAAAUAAUUUCAAAUAACAUUGAAUAGAAUAAUAACGGAAUUGAUGAUGAAUUUAAACACCAGAUAACGACUAUCAUGAUCUCAAUUCAAAAGAAAAUAAUAUUAAAAAAUUUAAAAAGUUUAUUAUUAAGGUACAUUUUGUAUU